CUUGAAGGGCUGGUAAGAGAGACGACAGAGGCGCAGAGCCGCCGGACGCAGCAUAGACCGUAGAUCUCAGGCGCUGAACACUUAGGUCGGACGCCCUGUUGUAUUGGCGGGUGGUGGUAGAAGACUAGAAGCCACCAGUCUGAACAUCGGACUCCAAAUGCUAGAUCACCAACGGCCCAAUCCAACAAAUAUAUCAAUGUAAAGUGUGGUGCUGACUUUUUACAUUCAAAUGGCGAUGAUGAUGCAACACAUAUCAAGGAGAAUCUCAAGGCCUUUGACCUUUUCAAUGGCCAAUCUCCUCAACCAUCCCGUUUCUUCAACACAAAACCACUGUUUCAGUAGCGUGCCUCAUAGAACAAAUCUCCGACUUCAGGAAUUAGUGAUUCCAGGUGAUUUCCUGAGGUGGGGUUCUCUUGGUUUCUGCAGAAACUCGAGAUUUGCUACUGGGUUCAUACCUCUACAGCGAAAACCAUUGGAUUCAAUCAUGGACCUUGAGAGGGCAAAAAACCGCUCGCCUGAGGAUCUGGUUUCCAUCUGGGAUGAUUAUCAUUUGGGAAGGGGUCACAUUGGGUCAUCCAUUAAGGCGAAAUUGUACCAUUUGUUGGAGCAAAGAUCAAGUACUUGCCGACAUUUUGUCAUUCCUUUGUGGAAAGGAAGCGGUUAUACAACAAUGUUUAUUCAAGUGCAGAUGCCUCACAUGCUUUUCACUGGACUUGAGGAUUACAAAGCAAGAGGAACUCAAGCUGCUCCAUACUUUACUGUAACCUAUUACACUGAAUUUGCAGAGAGUAAGGAUGUGGUACUUAUUCGUGGGGAUGUAGUAUUCACUAGCAAGCUUACUGAUGCAGAAGCUCAGUGGCUUUUGGAGACCACCCAAUCCUUCUAUCAGAAUGAUGUCAGAUACAAAUUGGUUGAGCGGUUCAACAAAGCGACCCAUGAAUUUGAGUUCAACGAUGUAUUGCAAGCACUGGAAAUGCCUAUUGGAUGAGCUGUCAAUUUGACUGCCUACGGGGUUUGUCCCUCAUGGAUUGUUGGGGGUGGUGGAGUUGGGUUUACUCUUGAGAUACAUGUUUUGAUUGUUUUUUGCUGGUUAAUAAAGACUUGGAAUGCAUAUACUCUCAAAGAUCUCAAAGUUUUUUGGUGUAGCCUCAUCCCAGAGGGUUCCGGGUUUCCAUUCAGGAGAUGUUUCAUUUCAGUGAACUAUGACAACUGUAUUAUAUUUACCCAAACUAUAAAUUGGAUAUUUCUGAACAUCUUGAUUGAAUUGGCAGAA
Nelumbo nucifera (sacred lotus) is the source of this 1273-nucleotide messenger RNA. Its product is annotated as ATP synthase F1 complex assembly factor. NCBI's taxonomy places the organism in Eukaryota, Viridiplantae, Streptophyta, Magnoliopsida, Proteales, Nelumbonaceae. The record is from RefSeq and is a predicted model, not a curated record. Gene Ontology annotation, cellular component: mitochondrion. Gene Ontology annotation, biological process: mitochondrial proton-transporting ATP synthase complex assembly.